AUGACUGGAGGAAGGCCUCUUGGGCCUUCAACUCCUUCUGAGUAUGCCGCUGAGGUGCGUGCGCUGGUAGACGCUUGUCGCGCAUGCACGAAGCCGAAGGAGUUAUUACAACAUUGUGAGGAUUUAUUUCGAUUGUUAUGCAAUAAAAAGAUUGAAUUAGAGGUUCCAUAUUCCCCUUCUGGGUUUCAUCCGGGGCAAGGAGAAGGAGAAAACGCCGCUUUUAUUGAAUGGCUGCAUCAGUCAUUUGAGGUGUUUGUUUCGAUUGUGUUCGGUCUUCUGGAGUCUGAAGAAGCGCAUAUCCAGCAACUGGGUCUUUCUUACUUAUUUAGAAUUAUAAAGCAUGAAGCGCAAGUGCACAGGUCUUCAACAUUUCCUCUCUCUGUAUUUCAAUUCUUCAUCUCGCGGCUGCUGCAGACUGACAGCUUCACCAGCUACCUGCAGCAGCUGCUGCAGCAAAACUACGCACAGAAAUAUGUUGAUAUCCGCUAUUAUUUGUUUGUGGUGGUUUUGAAGAUAUUGAGGGAGUUCAUUGCACGAAAGGAAAACCAAGACAACAACAGCCUCACGCACCAGACUCCUACUGCUGCUGCUGCUGCUGCUGCAGCUGCAUCUGCUGCGGAGGAAGCUGAGAGCGAGACAGAAGAGGGGAAAGAAACAGAGUGGUAUGUUUGGAAGAUAGGAGAGGCUGAGCUGAGCAGCAGGCUGACUUCUUUGCUGCUGCAGUUAGCAGAUACUGUCGCAGGCGACCGCUACUUAGGUAAGAAGAACCGGAAGCGCAGCAGCAGCAGCAGCAGCAGCAACAGCAACAGCAAAGAUGAAGAUAAUGAUAUGAGCGAAGAUGAAGAAGACGAGGCAUCUUCUGUAUCCGAAGAAGAUGAAAAGAAUAAGGAGAAGACGUUUAUUCAUGGUUUGAGUGCUUCUAAGGCUCUGCACUUCAGCAACCAUCGGACUGCAUUUCAGAGUGCGUGGUUGUUGCUGCUGCUGCAUGUGCAGCACAGCAGCAAGACGCUGCAGCAGCUGCUGCAGUCUGUCCCUCGCCGUGUGCUGCCUCUCUUGUCUAAUCCUAUUCUCCUUGCAGAUUUCUUUCUCAAUGCUUUCGCAAUCAGCAAACAAAUCUCUCAUCGUAUUUCUGCUUUAUCGGGGCUCUUCUUCUUGUUAACAAAACACAGACUGGGGGACCCAGAGUUAGUUAUGAGGAGAGAAAGUCUUUUAAACAACUCCAGCAGCAGCAGCAGCAGCAGCAGCAGUGCUGCAGAAGCAGCAGCAGAAGCAGGCGUGCAUUUCUAUCAGCAGCUGUACAGACUGCUGACGCCUGCUGCUUUUGCUGCUCGUCUCCGCUCUCGUUUUCUGCGUUUAUUAAAUAUUGCUCUUCGUAGCGAUAUGCUUCCAACAUGUCUUAUAGCCUGUUUUAUAAAGAAAUGCUGCAGAGUUGCAUGCAUUGUUUCUCCUGCAGCAUCUCUUUCUCUUCAAGCACUUGCUGCUUCUCUACUUCAUAAAUACUUCAAUACAUGCAAACCUCUAGUUAGCAUUCCUUCACAUGUGGCGGCAACUCUGAGGAUUUCAGGAGAUGCUUUCGACUACUGCUCAGCAAAAAUAAGAAAAAAACAAAAUGCACAUACCGCUCCUGCUGCUGCUGCUGCUGCUGCUGCUGCUGCUGGUUCUGCUGCUGCUGCUGGUGAAGGUGCAGCAGGAUGGAGAAGAGAAGGCGGCGGGGGUUUAUCUUCUUUUAGUUCAGGAGAGGAAGACGAUGAUGAAUUGCUUGAAGAAGAAGAAGAAGAAAAUGCAGUAUUGCGUUUAGCUGCAGCAGCAACACCUGCACGUUUAAGAGUCAAUACUAAGAAAGAUAUAACUCCUUUAGCAAGAAAAGAAGCUAAGAUAAGUCUCUGGGAGAUAUCUCUCUUAAAGAAACAUGCAUUGCUGCCAGUACAACAACUUGCAUGCAUAUUUAAUUCGGACUUCUCUAACCCUGCAUGCAAGAAGGUCGAGUUAGAAGAUUUUCUUAAUAUUUCUGCUGGGGCUCUCUUAGCGAGAGAAAUCAAAGCUAUUAAUAAACCCUCUUCUCUCCUAUUUCCUAUUUCUUCAGCAAAUGCAGACACUACAUACAAACUUCCAGAUGUUCUUCAUUUGCAUGCAGCAGCGAUGAAUAUUGCUAAUAUUAAUUCCCCCUGUUCUUAA
Messenger RNA from Eimeria acervulina, 2175 nucleotides. RefSeq lists its product as hypothetical. Gene Ontology annotation, biological process: ribosome biogenesis. Bases 1 to 2175 code for a protein of 724 amino acids. NCBI's taxonomy places the organism in Eukaryota, Apicomplexa, Conoidasida, Eucoccidiorida, Eimeriidae. The transcript has a single exon. The record is from RefSeq and is a predicted model, not a curated record. Gene Ontology annotation, cellular component: nucleolus; Noc4p-Nop14p complex; small-subunit processome.